This is a messenger RNA of Saccoglossus kowalevskii, 1008 nucleotides long. Its product is annotated as beta-1,3-galactosyltransferase 5-like. Gene Ontology annotation, cellular component: Golgi membrane. The record is from RefSeq and is a predicted model, not a curated record. Gene Ontology annotation, biological process: protein O-linked glycosylation. NCBI's taxonomy places the organism in Eukaryota, Metazoa, Hemichordata, Enteropneusta, Harrimaniidae. Gene Ontology annotation, molecular function: hexosyltransferase activity.
AUGCCGAGAGUGAGGCCGUACAAUACAUUAGUGUACGCAUUAUUGGCUACCUCAGUGCUGGCUUUCUUCCGUUUAAUAAUGCCGGCGAUAGAGGACAGCAUUCUAUUCGGCGGGCGUGACCGAUGGAAAGUCUACUACUUCCGGCCAGACAACGCCAGUACGGCCGAUUUCAACCAGAGCACUUUGGGAUAUUGUCACGACAGUGUCUUUUUAAUAACCAUGGUGAUAACCCACCAUGACAACUGGGUGCAGAGAAUGGUGAUUCGUGAAACUUGGGGUGGCGUCAAAAAAGUGAGCGAUAAAACAAUUGUGAAUGUUUUUGUUUUGGCGCAAACAAACAACAAAGUAAUGGCGAACAGACUUCGCCAAGAAAACGAAGAGCACCAUGACAUGGUAGUGUUGAAUUUUAAAGAUCAUUAUUUAAAUUUAACGUUGAAAACGUUGCAAAGUCUGUAUUUAGUUACAAAGUAUUGUCCUGCGGCGGAAUAUAUUUUAAAGGCAGACGACGACGUGUUCAUUAAUUAUUUUUCGUUGGUGCCAUUUCUCUCUAAAAGCCCGCGUAAAGAUUACGCUGUUGGGUUUAAACAUUACAAAGCUACGCCUGUGCGAUGGAGAAAGUCAAAAUGGUUCACGCCUAAACAUAUUUACAGGGAACGGGUUUAUCCGCCAUAUUUGGCGGGUACUGCAUACGUCAUGUCACGUGAUGUCGCUUUAAGAGUACACAACGUAGCAACAGCUGUGACGUUUCUGCCAUGGGAAGACGUCUUUGUUGGGUUGUGCAUGAGGAAACUCAAGAUUACACCUUUAAUGGAUAAACGGUUUGACACUCACGGAAGGGAGUAUAUACAGAAUAGAACAUGUCCAAUCCAUCGUAUAUUCUCGAUACACCACGUUGAACCCAGAAAUAUUACUGAUUUAUGGAAGAGAUAUCACGAAGAAGAGCAAGAUGCACGAUGUCAUAAUAAGUAUCAUUAUACUGAAAUGUUGUCUGCGAAACCUCUGACAUGA